AUGUGUCGAAAUGACUCGCACACAUCAUCUUCUAUCAAAGACGGCAUUACUUCAAACAACGUCGUUGAUGGAAAUCGUUUCUCCAGAAUAGUCAAAAUUUCAUUAGACAAAACAUACGCGAACGACCGAGCGAACCAAAUGCGUCUAUUCGUACUCAAUGAAAAUCUAAUGCGUCUUGUAUGCGAUCAUAAUCGCAUUUCGAAGUUUGUUUUUCACUAG
Messenger RNA from Adineta ricciae, 219 nucleotides. Lineage: Eukaryota; Metazoa; Rotifera; Eurotatoria; Adinetida; Adinetidae. The record is from the annotation of a GenBank genome assembly.